This is a messenger RNA of Stegastes partitus (bicolor damselfish), 2200 nucleotides long. It is a transcript of the gene b3gntl1, whose product is annotated as UDP-GlcNAc:betaGal beta-1,3-N-acetylglucosaminyltransferase-like 1. The record is from RefSeq and is a predicted model, not a curated record. Lineage: Eukaryota; Metazoa; Chordata; Actinopteri; Pomacentridae. The coding region runs from base 159 to 1349 and encodes 396 amino acids. The transcript is spliced from 12 exons.
AAGUGGUCGAGUUGCUCUCCAUGCUGCGAGUUUGAGCAGCACGUUUGAGAAAACUGACACCAGAACUGCGACUAAAAUUCACAGAACACCUUUACGGCGAUGUUACUAGUUGAUGUAGAUCAGUUUUGUUUAAGAAACAUUUACAAUAUGAGCGUUAAAUGAUUCCUCGUCAGCGAAUAUCUUGUGUUCUGUCGAUGUACCUUCAGGACUCGGAGGAGCUGGACAGGGGGUCAGAGGUGGACAUGAACCCACCGAAGAGGCUCCGCACAGCAGAAAGUCAAGCAGGAACAGAGCUGGAGGUGGAGAAGAGAGCUGUGGAUGUGAGUAUCGUCAUGCCAGUGUACAAUGCAUCAUGUUGGCUGGAUGAGUGUCUACAAGCCAUAAUAGACCAAGACUUCACUGGAUCCAUGGAGCUCUCUGUGUUUGAUGACGCAAGCACUGAUGACUCCAGAAAAGUGGUGGAGAGUUGGAGGGAGAAGCUUAAGGUGAGGGGCAUCUCAUUGGUGGUCUCUGGUCACAACUCGCCCCAACCCAGAGGAGUGGGAUAUGCGAAGAAUAAGGCAAUAUCUCAGAGCUGCGGACAGUACUUGUGCUUUCAGGAUGCGGACGACAUGAUGUUGCCCCAAAGAGUUCGUCUGCAGUACGAUGCAUGUGUCCUCCACCAAAACACUCUGAUUGGCUGUAGAGUCCAGAGGGUGCCGGAAGGAUCUACGGAGCGUUACACUCGCUGGAUAAACACACUCUCUCAGGACCAGCUCAUCACACAGGCGUAUACCUCUCACGGGCCCACAGUCGUCAUGCCGACGUGGUUCUGCUCAAGGAAAUGGUACCUGAAGGUUGGACCGUUUGAUGAGGGAGGCAAGGGAGUCCCGGAGGAUCUGCUCUUCUUCUACCAGAGUCUUCGUCAAGGAGGGAGUCUGUCCAGGGUCGACCGGUGCCUGCUGGUCUACCGUUACCACGAGAAGGCCGCCACUCACUCUGUAACCGAGGAGACUAUUUGGAGGCUGCGAGUGGACUUCCUGCAGGAGAGAGUCCUCAGCCAGUGGGAGACCUUCACCAUAUGGAACGCUGGGAAACAGGGCCGAAAGCUGUACCGAUGCCUGAGCCCGACAAAUCAGAAGAAAGUCAAAGCCUUCUGUGACGUGGACGAGAACAAGAUCCAGAAAGGCUUCUACACAUAUGAGGAAUCCAAGGAAAGGCCGAAGCCAAAAAUCCCAAUUCUGCACUACAAAGUGGCGUCCGCCCCCUUCGUCAUCUGUGUUAAACUGGACAUGACAGGAGGCGUUCUGGAGGAAAACCUCAACUCUUUGCAGCUGAAAGAGGGAAUCCAUUUCUACCAUUUCAACUGAGCGCUCAGAGGGAUGGAGCCCUGCAGGUUCAACACUCAGAGGAAUGCAGAGGAUUACUAACACAUAUACACAAGCUGAGAGACGGCAGGUAAUAACGGGGCAAGAGCGAACACUGGAACGGAGUGGAGGACAAUAACAAGACGAGGGGAAAGAGACGCUUAGAAUGUGUUUGAAGUAUAAAAAGGGCUUUUUUACACGUGCAAAGAGGGUGAAGACUUUCAAGCGGUCAUAGUUUUACUUGGCAAAUUUGAUGGAACGGUUGAUAAAGGCGCAGCAGCACAUCCCAGAUCUGAUUUCUGAUUUCUCUGCCUCCCUCUUUAACCACAUCACUGAGGUUGUUGCAGUUGGCUGUUUUCAGAGAAGCUUAGAGGAAGAAUUCCACAUUUUGCGGAAACACGCUUAUCCGCUUUCUUAGUGAGAGUUAGAUGUGAAGAUUGAUUCCAGUCCCACAGUUAAUAAAAGGUCUCAUAUAUUAGAUAUGAAGCUACAGCCAGGAGAUAUUUAGUUCAGUUUAGCAUGAAACCAGCAACAGCAGAAACCUGUCAGCACCACUGAGGCUUAUAUGUAGUUUGUUUAACGACGACGAAAGUUGUUUUUUUCCUUGAUAACAUGUCUAAAUGUCUUUAUUUAAGCACAUCAUAGAUAAAAUAUCAGCUAUUGAAUGACAUUUCCACAUUGAUACUGCAGGUUAUCAGUGACAGUCGCGUUUCAGACUUCCAGAGUUUCAUACGUAACAAACCGGACGAAUCAAACCCAUCAAAGGCUUCAUGUGUCUGCCGAUAUUCUAGUCAGACACAGAUUUUUUUUUUCUUUUUUAUACGUAACAUGUUUUUAUGUUGUUACCUCAGCCA